AGAAGAUUCAGUUCAUAACAGACAGCACUUGCCGAGGAAAAACAGAGUGAAAGCACUUGUGUGACCGAAAACCUCAACUAACACGAAGCUCGACCGAAAAAAUAAAAUAAAAUCGAGUAAUCGGAGGAAAUGGACAGCGAGAAGUUGGCAGAGUUAAAGAAGGCGUAUGCUGAUGUGAUCUUCAACAUGUCUAAAGAGGCGGCAAUGAGGGUUAUGUCCUCGGAAAAAAGGGCUGCUCGAUAUCAGCACGAGUUGAAGGUGGGGAAAGAGGAGGCUUUGAGAAUGCUGAUGCGCCUCAAGCAAAUGAUGGAUUUCAAGACAAGUCAAGCUGAAGCUGCCUCUUUUAAUCAGCAAAAGAAAAUCGAAGUGCUCGAAGCUCAACUCGAAGAAGCUGAAGAUAUAGUGAAUGAUCUCAGACACGAAUUAGAAAAGGCUCAAUGUGAACUCGAACAACUAAGACAAGACAAUUUGCAGAAUUCAAAUCCACCAACCAAUAAUGGGAUUUACUUAUAUGAAUCUGGUAAAAAAAUUCCCCCAAACUCCCAAGAAAAAAUAUACGAUGGAACAAUGAUGAACCCGAUCGAAAGAAAUCUGUGUUCUUAUAUUAGGAAUCGAGAUUUACCGUCUGUAACAGUUAGACAUAUAGAACAAGGGCUAUACAGAAGUGAAUGUGCUCAACGAAUUCGAGCGUGUGAGAAGAAUCUGCUAGAUAAAGUGUUGUAUCUCUCUGAAAAAACUGAUAAAGUAAAUGAUGAGAACAAUAGCGGAGAACAAAGGCAAAGGGAGAAGGAAGAAAAUGAAGAAGAUGCCGGCAAAGUACCAGCUUCCGGGGCUAAAACUCUGAGUGAACUCGAGAAGAAACUUUCACCAGAUAGAAUAUUCAGAAAUCUGCAAUCAUUUUCUCGGAAAAGGAAAAGAUCUGUUAGGAAAAGGAAAAUUGCGAUGCCCUUGAGUGUGAGAUAUGCUUCUGAUAUAGCCAAAGGCAGUGAUUGUCUGAGUCAGAAUAUCAAAACAGAAACGAGAUUUCAUCUGGGAAAUGAAAAAUCUUUAGAAACAGAAACAAGUGAUGCGGAAAUCAAAAUUUCACGUGAAAUUACUUCGCAAAAAGAUGAAUUGAAGGAAAAACUCGUGCCCUUAGACGAUGAUGAAGCUAGAUUUGAAGACGGGUUUUUGUUGGAAAACGAUUUAGAGUCGAAUUUGCGUUAUACGAGCACAAGGCUUACCCAGCAUGUUACGGAAAGAGUCAUCAAGUACACAUUUCAAAGGAAGCAUAAGAGAGAGGCUUUUAGAGGAUCUAAUGUCAAUGGUGCAACCGAAACAGAAAACGAGACGGAAGCUAAACAAAACGGUGGUCAUAGUGUGAAGCAAUCUAAAGCUAGCUUGUUAAAAGAGUCUUCACGAGAAAGCAGAAGAUUGGCACAAGUUGCUCGUCAGCUGUUUUAUGAUUACAACAAUGCUUAUUUCCUUGUCCGAGAAGAAAUGGUGGGACUGAAAGUGAAUGGAUUCCGAACGAGACAGAAAUUCUUGUAAUCCUCGAUUGCUCGACUGGAGAAAAAUUCCUAUACACAUACACAUGUGCAGAUAUAUUGAAAUCUGGCUCCCUAUCUAUAAGCAAGCACAUUCGAAUUAUGCGAGAUUUUUUUUGUUUCCUUAAAAAAAAUUUAUUGUACAGAUUAGCAGUGUGUUCUUGUGUGUGUGUAUGUAGUUGUGAAGUUUUCAGAUGUUGUAAUACUUUCUAUACUGAUCUGAGGUGAAAGGCUUUUAUUCCUUGAUGAGUACCAAAGUCAUUGAGUUUUACAGGGUAAAUUGAUUGUCAUUAUGUUUCAAAUUUAU
Molecule: messenger RNA, 1833 nt
Organism: Striga asiatica
Lineage: Eukaryota; Viridiplantae; Streptophyta; Magnoliopsida; Lamiales; Orobanchaceae
Source: the annotation of a GenBank genome assembly